This is a messenger RNA of Megalobrama amblycephala (Wuchang bream), 9708 nucleotides long. It is a transcript of the gene fgd5a, whose product is annotated as FYVE, RhoGEF and PH domain containing 5a. Gene Ontology annotation, molecular function: metal ion binding; guanyl-nucleotide exchange factor activity. Gene Ontology annotation, cellular component: cytoplasm. The transcript has 21 exons. The record is from RefSeq and is a predicted model, not a curated record. NCBI's taxonomy places the organism in Eukaryota, Metazoa, Chordata, Actinopteri, Cypriniformes, Xenocyprididae. The coding region runs from base 3876 to 8363 and encodes 1495 amino acids.
GCAUGUGCCAUAAUGCAGCCAUCCAGGUGGAGGGGCACGGAGCUCUGCGGAUCUGCUCGGUCAGAAAUAUUUGUUCACAGAAGUUUAAAAACAUGUUUUUAUCCUGUGCAUAUAGACCACAUCUGCAGGGUUAUUUAUCUCAGAGCUAUUCUUUCAGUCACCCCUUCAAUUACAAUGCCUACAAACACACUCCGCCAUGUGCCCGUCCCCACAGACGAAAACACAUUCGUCUGAUAAAACACAAAAAAGGUCAAAUUUAGUGCCAUAGUAUACUUUCCAGUAAGGGACACAAUUAGCACAGCAAAAUGCCAGCUGUAUGCUAUCUUUGGCUGCGGUUUGCCAUUAAAAGAACAAAAGAAGAGGCACAUUAGCUAGAAACGGACCACUAGCAGACUUCAAAGUAUCAGUCUAAUGUGAGAAAGCUUGAAUCAUUUAUAUUUAAAAUUUAUUCUGAAAUAUCAGAUUAUUUUGAGAACACUGUUUUUGAGAAGGUAGAUUUCUGUUAAAUGUUGUCAUUCAAGCUGUCGGACGGUUUACAGGAAUAACAAUGUUUCCUGUGAAAGCUCAUGUGACGCUGUAGCUGUUGUAAAUAUUUGUCUUGAGACGGGUCAAGGCCACAAAACAAUUAUUUUAUGGUGUUUACUAAUGUCUAGCUCAUAAUGCAAGUUGUUUAUAGAAAUUUGAUAUCCAUUUCAGAAGCCACAUUGAUCUCUAGAGAACAACAAAAGACAGAAAUUAAUUAAUAGUCACUGAUGUUUUUAAAUUGUGAAACAUGCUGAACAUAUGGCUUAUUCCCUUGUGCUACACUCCUACAUCUUAGCACUGCUAUCCUAUUGUUCGUGGUUUUCUUCUGACCUUCAGUUUGCAGACAGAUAGAGAGAAAGAAAGGGAGAAAGAGAUACUGUACUGUAUGAAUACAUGAGUCCUGUGGAGUUAUAUGUACUGUAAUACGUCCUAUGGAGUUUGCCACCUAAUGUUUGAGGGUUUUGCUUGUGAUAUAAGCUGUCAACAUGGAGCCCCAGGUGGCUGACAGUUUCUCUCCUGAGUUUCAGGACUGUUGUCUGCCCUUGAACAUAGAACUGCAGCAUCUCAGCUGGGGGUUAUCUUGUCUUACAAUUCUGUGUUCAUUAGGCUUUAACAAAGGCUCUGUCAGAAAACAUCUGAUUUGGUGGAGAUAGCCUAUAUGGCAAAGAUCUGUCUGAGUGGACAUCUUGUUGUAACGGAGAAGCAAUGAAAGUGGAAUUAACAGAAUUAGAUUUAGAUUAUGUUUAGAAUUAUGAUUAGACCAGUUGAUUAGACUUUUUAAUGUCAAUCAUUUUAAUUCUACAAAAUGUAAUUUGAUGUUAUUGUUUCCACAUAUUUUGAGUCAGGCCCAUUUCAUGAAUUUUAAAUGCAACAUCCACACAAAAUUGCAUUUUUGAUCAUUAAAGGGAUAGUUCACCCCCCGCCCCCCCCCUACAAUGGAACUCUAUUAGGGCUUUCGCACUGAAUAGUUCUAGGAACUCAAUUCUAAUAAGUAGCCACUAGGAUAGUUCCCCGGGAACUAAUUUCUCUCCUGGGCCAUGUACCUGGUUGCAUUCGCACGAGGAAUAGGAACUUUGAAGCUGCUUUAGUGCGGCAUUUACAAAUGAAGAGCUCUUUUCCAAAACGCGAUAAACGGCAAAUUUUAAAAAAAUUAGUUCGUCAUGCCAUUUUGCUGUGUACUGAACCUAUUCUCUGCUCCAUCAAUGUUUCAUACCAAAUCGCUAGAUUUCCUUAUUUAAAAUGUACCGCAAGAUGCAUUUUUUUUCCAAAACGCUAUAAGCGCCGAACCUGUUUUUAGCCUAAAUGCGAUAUAUAUCCUCCUCUCGCCAAUCAGAAUUCGGCGAGCGUUCGAUGCAAUCUAACAUGGUGGUUCUUUGAAGCGAGGGAGUUUGUUUGUGCUCAGUCUUCAAAAUGAGUGCUUUAAACUCUAUUAACACUUUUGAGACCUACACCUGGGGGCUGGAGCGCCAACUCGGCUAGGUUCCCGAGAUAGGUUCGUUUGAAUAUAAGGGUGUCUCGGCUCGUGAUAACAGAGAUGGAUGUAAACGCAUAAUGUUGAGAGUAAAAAGAGUAAAAAGUGAGGCUAAGAGAUGAAAUCUCCUAUGACAACUUUCAGUAUUGCCGAGGUGGAAAAAAGAACACAACACUGCAGACAACAUGUAGGCUAAAUGCUGUUAUCGGUGUUUUCCAUGUUCAUGAAGUAGGCUAAAUAUGUUUACACGGCAGGGGCUGGUGUUUGACAUGCGUUUGACCAGUCAACGUACACUUACGUCACCGAUAGUUCCUAUAGUGCUGGUUUAGACCCUACUCUGAAAUAGGAGCUAAUUUAGUUCCCCCAAAAGGAGUUCCUAGAACUAAAAUCCUUCUUAGUUCCUGAAGUGCGAACAUGGCAAAAUCCGAGUACUUCAGCCAAUAGUUCUUUGAACUAUGAAAAGGUUCCUCCGGUGCAAAAGCCCCUAAUUGGUGACUUCAACUGUCUGUUUGCAAACAAAUAUUUUCUUUUGUGUUCAACAGAAGAAAGAAACUCAUUCAGGUUUGGAACAACUUGAGGGUGAGCAAGUAAAGACAAAUGUUUCAUUUUUGGGUGAACACCCUUUAAAUUGCAAGAUUAUUGUAGGUUAAAAGUGUUUGCCUGAAAAGCUAACAGAAACUGUGCAUUCACAAAUUAACAUAAAUUUGUUCAGUCCAAUCAGGUCAUACCUUCUUGCAGACCACUGGCUGGCAAGGUGAGUUUUUUUUUUUCUUCUUCGUUCAUGUGUUAUCUUGCAUAAGGCACCAAGUGAUCACUGGUGUUGGGCCCUCAAAAAAUUGGUGCAUCCCCUGGGCGUCCCCUAUUUGGAUUAUUAUAAGAACUGCAUCAUCUAAAAAUAAUCAUUGAAUUAGUGAUCCUGUGUGAAGUUAAAUUAGAAAAAAUAGCCUUGAAUGCAGUGAUUCCCCAUUACGGUUAACAGCAGCACGCCGAUUCAUUUGUUGCUAAGGAAGCGCUGCCUGUUGUGCAGGAAAGAGGGAUAGCAGUUUCCUGUUAUGAAGAGAGGUUUUUAAAGAGCUGCUUUCCUCCAAUCAGGCAACAGAUGAGCAGAAAGGAAGCCUGGUCAAAAGCAUUUAGUGAAACUGUUUUUAGAACCCGUUUUGGGAACAUUUGUUUAACCAAAUCACAAGAAACAGUCUUUGAUAGGCUACCAACAAAAUUAUUGCAUGAUUUAAAAGUCUGUUUGUUUGUUUGUUUGUUUUUAAACACAAUUAAGUUGGGCAAUUAACCUACUGUUAAAAAUUCUGACAUAGGUCUAGCUAAUGAUUUAAGCCACCUUUUCUAUGGAAACAACUAAAUAGAAUGUCAAGUACAAACGCAGUUUGUUUUGAUUUGUUCUUUUUCCUGUGCGAGCAAGAAAUCCUGUCAAAUAUCCUCUAAAUCGGAUACUGAAACAUACCAUCGUGACAGUAGCCUAAUGGAGCAGUUGUUCGUGAAAGUGCCAUACGCUACUGAUGGUUAUUGGCUUUAGAUGUUUUUCUCUGUGGUUUCGGUCAUCGAUCCUUGUAUUCCCGUGAGGGAGACUCGCUGUACCUCCUCAGGAAGCGCGCGGAAAACACCUUCAGUCUCCACGCGCAGAUCGGAGAGCACGCGCAUCUCUCUCAUUCCUCAAGGCAGAAAGCGCGCGGAUCUGAAGAGACCUGCCGCAACAGUCAGUACUAAAACUGAUAUUUUUGGAGGCACGCCGUCGAAUAAGUGAUGAAGUGUUUAUUGUUUACUUCUCAGGCUUUAUGACAAAUGUCCCGGGAGUAAGUUCACGGCACCUCUGGAUAUAUACUGUUGCUUCUGCGGAAUAUCAAGGAAUAAUGUGGAAAUAUUUCAGAUGCCGCGGUGGAUGACAUCCGACAAUAUUGUUAGAAGCAAUUCCAAACUUCUCAACCAAAGACAAAGCCAUUUGACUAUAACUGUGUUCUCCACCCUGAUGUCAAGGCCUUGUCCUUCCACCCGAGGUCCUAAACCUCCUGUGGCACCCAAACCAAUUCUAGCCUCUGAACUGAGUCAAAGCAUUGUGGGUAAUGGGGACAUAACAUCCUCUGAUAGACUGGAGCUGAAGCAGGACAAUGAAUCAGAUGUCACACAGGAUGAAACAGAUGCAUUCAGAGAAAACUGUACUGAUGAUCACAUGGAGAGCGACUUAUCUGAGUUUACUGUAAACUAUGACACUAACCAUGACACAACUUGUUUUAAUGAAAUAGAGGAAGAAUUACAAAUGCCAGCAGAUGAAACAAUGGGGGAGGAUGAAAAUAAAGAUUAUACUACUGAAGUACAGCAUGCAGCUUCUGCAAAUUUGUUGGAUGAUUCAACAGAUGAGGACCACAGCAAAAACACUGAUGAUACCAAGCCAGCUGAAAAUAGAGAAGAUUCUUAUAAUGUACUUGAGGACACCUGUGCAUGUUCUGAGAAUGAGACACCUACUAAAGAUCAGCCUGCAGAUGAAUCUCAAAGUCUGUAUGAAGAGAUUGAGGAACCACCAUCAGACAGUUUUCAACGUGCCGAUGAUCAACAUGAAGAGGACAAUAGAGCAGGCGCAAACUGUGUUCAUCAUGAAGCAGAAGAAGAAGAGACUGGGCUUUCUUCAAAGGCUACAAACUGCAGUCAACCCUCAUUAUGUGAGGAAUACCCUUAUGACAUUAUUGGCACAGUGGAUGAUAACAGCACUUGGCAGGCUGAACGUGCAACCAAAGACCCAUCUGGACGCUUCAGGUUUGCAGAGGAGACAGAAGACGCAUUUGAGCCCUACUCUGUCAUAGAGGUUGUGCCAAGUGAUUUGACAUGCACCUCUGAUCCAGAAGCAAGAUGCACUGAUGAAGAAUCCAGCAAUGAGAAACCAAUUGACUCAACAGAGGGAACAUCAAACCAAGAGCCUUACUACGUAUCAUCGGACGACAUGGCUGAGUUAGAGAAGGAACAGGCGAAAUUAGAAAAUGGUGUCUCUCAACCUGCUUCUGAGGGUCAAGAGAUGGCAAAAAAUGAAGGAGCGGAUGACUAUGCUGAUAUUGAAGACCAUGAUGGGGAUGAUCAGCAGGUGGAGUGUGUGUCAUCUGAAGAUUAUGUUGAGAUAGGAGAUGAAGAUGAGCCAGUAAACAUGGAGAGAAAAACCAAGUGCAAAAGUAUAAGAGAACGAUCAGUUAAACGGGAAAAAGCCCUCUUGAGUCAGAGGAACAGCUGCCAACCACGUCUCAGACUUUGCAACAUAACCGUUCCUGCUGACUUAGAUUUAGGCAGAACUCCAGAACUUACAAACCGUUUGGUUUUUGCCCAUACCACAGAAGCGUUUGAAGAGGACAUUGAAGAGCUGGACUGCCAUAUUGUGCCUUUCUUUGAGGACUCGGACACAGAAAGCGAUGAACACAUUUAUGAGGAGGCAGGCUUUGACUCGGAGGGUGAGAACUUUAUUUCUCUGGACAGGAAGAGCAUUGUGACAAGAUCUCGCUCGCUUUCUGGGAAAGUACCUGGAUAUGUUCCUGAGACUGUGCCUGAGGAGACGGGCACUGAGUACCAAUCUCACGACUACUACACUGUGGCCUUGGACCAGAAUGGAGUUCCACAACCCAAGCUUUCAGAUGAAACAGAGGCCAACCGAAUUAUUCCCUCAUUGAAUCCAAGGCGCUUUCUUCUUGCUCCUCGAUCGCUUUCUGUUGAGGGCAGAGAUUUGCCAUUCUCAGGGCACUUUGAGGGUGAGAAAUCUCCUAGAGGGGAAUGCAGAUUGCAAAGAAAAGAUGACACACUUUCUUUGCCUUGUGUCAUUACUUCCUCUGGAAGCUUUUCUCAAAGAAGUCACCAGUCCUCCAGUGGUGUGUCGACACCUACAUCUCUAGUCGAUAUCCCACCGCCCUUUGAGUUAGCUUACAUAACUAAGAGGCCUGUGACCAAAAGCUCUCCAUCACUUCUUAUCCAACAUGAGUCUCCUGACAACCCCAAAAAGAAGACAACAUCUUUUAAGCGUUUCUUGGCUUUAAAAUUUAAGAAAAAAUCAGAAAGCAAAGCCCGUGGAGAUGGCAGUGUCCGCUCCUCCAGGUCAUCAUCUGAAUCUAGCCACCAUGGGCCCAUUCGGGUGCUUGAGCUUGAUCGAAGAAGUACAAGUGGCUCCCCGCAGCUUCAGUCCCGUGUGGGAAAGCCACAACACAACUCAGAAAUACCUACCACCUUUCUGCUUUACAAAGAGAGGCAUAGAAGGCAAGGUGCACCCAAGAGUUACAGCAACAGGGGUGUAGCCAGAGUGGAGUCCUUUGAGGACCGCUCUCGGCCCCCCUUCAUGCCCCUACCCCUCACUAAGCCUCGCUCCAUCUCCUUCCCAAGUGCAGAUACUUCUGAUUAUGAAAACAUUCCUGCAAUGAGCUCAGACUAUGAGAAUAUCCAGAUUCCACAUGGACGGCCCACUCGGGCAGUCACUAUUACAGAUUUCUUCGAUGACCACAAUCGGACAGCAGCACCUGCCAAUGAGAAUGAUGGCUAUGUGGACAUGAAUAGCUUUGCAGGAAUAGAAAACAAGACCACCACUCAAGAGCAAGACACUGAAAGUGCCUACACUGAGCCUUUUCCUGUUUGUCCUGUGUCUGCCACUCUGUCCAAUGAGGAAGAUCAUGGACGCACAUCUGAAGAAGAGGACGGUUGUGGAGACCACUGCCAUGACCGACAGAUUGAUGGCCGUUCCAGAGCCUACUAUGUUGCCAAAGACCUGGUGGACUCGGAAAGAGAACACGUGAAGGCUCUGAAGAUUCUUCAAGAGGACUUCAGGGGAGCAGUGGAGUCAGCAGUAGGAAAUGAUGAGGAACCUCUGUUAGAAAAUGGGAAGCUGGACGAGAUCCUGAGCACUCUUCCUCAGGCCUACCAUCUGCACAGUGAGAUCCUCAAUGAGCUGGAGACCCGCAUUAAACAGUGGGAGGACAGCCCGUCAGUGGUUGAUGUCAUAUUAACGCGCCGGGCUGAGUUUUCAUCCUUUGCGACCUACAUCUCAGACUAUGACCGCAGCAUGUCACUGCUGGAGGAGAGCUGUAGACAGAGUAAAGCUUUCGAGGAUGUGGUUAAACAGUUUGAGACGCAGAAUGCAGAAGGAGUUCAUGUUCCUCUGAAACACCAGCUGCUGCGGGUCAUUGUGCGUGUGCUCCAGUACCGCAUGCUGCUCACAGACUACUUAAACAAUCUCUCCCCGGAUUCAAAAGAGUAUGAAGACACACAAGCUGCACUGGUAAUCGUGUCAGAGGUCGCAGACCAGGUUAACGACAAUCUAAAACAUGGGGAGAACCUGCUUCGAUUGGUCCAUAUUGACUAUAGCGUGAGAGGAAAAAGAGACCUUCUCCAACCAGGAAGGGUUUUUGUCAAAGAGGGCACACUGAUGAAGGUCUCUCGUAAAAGCAGACAGCCCAGACACCUCUUCCUGAUGAAUGACGUGAUGCUAUACACCUACCCUCAGCAGGAUGGCAAAUACAGGCUGAAGAACACACUGACUUUAAGUGGAAUGAAGGUCAGUAAACCUAUCAUAGAAAAUGUGCUCAACACGCUCAGGAUAGAGGUCAGCGAUGUUACCAUCACCCUCUCAGCAAGUUCUUUAGGAGAGAGAGAAGACUGGUUCCACACGUUGAGCCGGGCUAUAGCGGAUCAUGCUGCAGGCCUCAAUACCUUCAGCUGCUCUAGUGAGGCGAGAGAGAAGUUAUGGAUGUCUCUGGGAGAGGCUGCUCCUGUUCUAGUUCCUGUGUCACAUGUGAUGAUGUGCAUGAACUGCACGUCAGACUUCAGCCUAACACUGCGACGGCAUCACUGCAACGCAUGUGGAAAGGUUGUGUGUCGUUCCUGCUCGCGGAACAGGUAUCCUCUAAAGUACCUGAAGGACAGGAUGGCUAAAGUCUGUGAUCACUGCUACGCUGAGCUCAGGAAGAGGGGUGGCAACAUUCCUGGAUCGUGUGGGAGCGCUAGUCCCCGCACAAACAGGGCCAGCAGGCCUCUCUCUGCUGUGUUCCAGAGCCUACAGCCGCCCAGCCUGUGGAGGAACAGAAAGAGCAGCUCACCUCUCACACAGGUAUCUGUGGGUGCAGAGGGGUCCACUAUCAGUGGCAGUCUGCAAAGACGCAAAAAGAGCAAAAGGAAAUGGAAGAGGCUGUGGUUCCUGCUCAAAGACAAGGAUAAAGUGGCAUCUGAAAGUCUUCCUCUGCAGGGCUUUACUGUGAAGCUGUCUGAUCGAUCAGAGGGGGAAGACACAGAAAAUGUUUUCCAGCUCUACCAUAAAAAAACACUGUAUUACAGCUUCAGAGCAGAUGACCAGCAUACUGCGCGCAGGUGGGUAAACGCUAUGGAAGAGGCCACAGUGUUAUAGUAUCCGGCCAUCUGCCCAGAUGACAAAAGGACUCUGGGCAGGGCUCCCCAGACAGCUAAACCCAUUAUGGGCUUUAACGUAUGACAUCAGAGUCACCUGUGCCUGAGAAACCAGCGGAAUCACACCACAAAUACCUUCGUUUUUCUUUAUCUUCUUUUUGGCUGCUGAAUUUAAGGACAGUCACACAAGGCAUGUCAUGCUCAGUGUUUGUUGUCCUGUGCCUCACUUUCUUCACAGACUAAUUCAAAAAAGUGCCAAAUGUAAACAGUGCAGUUCAGUGAAUGAUUGUUCUGAAACUACUCACAUGUGUCGAAAUAAAGGAGAAUGUUCAUUUUUUAGAAACUGUAACUACCUUUCUAUAUGCAGAUAUAAUUCAGUGCUGUCAUUUUAUACAUUGUAAAAUUAAAAAUAAAUUAAGUACAAGGCAUUUGUUAUAGUUUGGAUGAGUAUGAUUAAGCCAAUAGGCUUAUUAUAGACAAUAUAUUGUUAAUUUCAUUAAACAGUUAAAUGUUUAGCAUGGCAUAUCAUGUUUUAUAUACAAAUAACAUGUGAUAUAUAUAUAUAUAUAUAUAUAUAUAUAUAUAUAUAUAUCGAGCUGUACAUUUUACAAUUGAGUAAUAUUUAAUUUGCAGCUAUAUAUUGCUAUCAUCUGCUGUGAUUAUUUUUUCUUCUCACAUUUGUUAGUUAUUUUACACUGGUCCCCAUGUUGACUCUGUACCCUUACAAACAUUACCAUGGCAACCAUUGUUUUCGCUAGGAAGAAUAACAGUUAUUGUUACUAUAGUGAAGCUGUGCUAACUGGAGCCACCACUGACAUCGUAAACAUAACACAAUAAUAACAUAUUGGAAAUUACAGUUUUAAUAUGAUCCUAUAUGCAUUUUUUUUUUUUUUUUAGAAACAGCUUAACUAUGGUUACUAUGGUAAUUUCCACAGCGAGGCCAAGUUCGGUAAAACCUCGAUGUAAAUCAGUAUGGAAAUGUUGUGAACCUCUGUGUCGGUUGAUCCUUUCAUUAAAGAUAACGAAGUGUCAUAAGCUUUAUGUACAGUAUCGACCUUAAGCAAGCCAUCGUCUAAAGCCGCGUUAUUCCCAGAAGAUGUUUAAAAAUGUCUGUUUUUUAAUCAUGAACGUCAUAUAAACGCUCAAAGCUGCAUUUCCAAAUGUGUUGAGGUGAGUUUUGUUGUAUAUAUUCACUGGAAAGAGUCAGUAGUUGUAAAAUGCCCAGCGACACACUUUGUUUUUACAUCAUGUUUGUUUUUAUUUGUCUUCGAAUGUUACAUUUUUAAAAAGCUGUAUUCUGUAAAACUGAAAAAGCGCCAGCAUUCAUUCAGUCAUUUGCUUCUCUA